CUAAUAUUUCUCAAGGUCAUUUAAAAUUCGUUCAAGGGUCGGCAGUGUAGUUUAAUAUUGCCAGAAUAUCCUAUUAGAAGAUUAAUUCCAGUCGCGUACAGGUUUCCCCACCAAAAAUUAAUAGUCCUGGGUACAACUACCAAAAUAAGGAAGCACAACUGUGUAUUUAGAAUAGAGAAAGCGUUGUGAUUUUCGGCCAUUUUUCGGUUUGGGUUUAGCAUGAAGGUAUGCUGUGAGUUGGGGGAGUGUGAAGAGCUGUGUGUAAACUUAUUUUAAGGGACAAAAGAAAAAGUACGUCGACGACCCAUUAAGUACACAAAACGCAUAUUUAAUAAUGAAAACAACCGACAACAAUUAGGAAUGGCACAAGAUUGUACCCUUAUGAACAUAGUCUUAUAAGGUUAAAACAUUCUGACUAUAAGUAGCGUAGGAUUUCGAAUGAGCUCUAGAAUUCACUGUUGAUCUUUAAGAGUAAAUUCAAUGUUCACCUGAGUUGGAUUUCAUUGGUUGUCUCAAGAAUAUGUCAAGGACAGUGGGCAACAGCGGUACGAAGAUAAGUAUCUACGUGACAUACUGGUUCCUGAGCUGGUAUUUCUCCAAACGUAACGUAAUCGGAGAAACAACGAAAUUUGUGUGGAUCCUCAUGAAGCGUAAGCUAUCUGAUCGUGUUAACGGCCCCCCAAAAGUUAUGAAGGUAUCCAAUAUACCUGUAAUGAAAACAGUAUGUGAUGCUCUUGAAUAUCUGUUCAGUCUAUAUCCUUCUACUAACUCAAAAAUUCUUGGCCGCCCAAUCGUUUUGAAAUCACAGUUAUACACUCUUGUAAAUAAUCGGAACAAAGUAGAAUCACAGCUGUCAGAUAUGCAGGCAUCUCAAAGAAUACGUUUAUUAAACAUAGACGACCAAAUUGAUGAUUCCGUUGGUAUAAUGAAAUCUGAUGAUUUUGUAAAUUCUUUCAGAGAUUUUUCUAUUGAUGAGUCAGAGAUUUUAGAACGAUUUGCGGAAUUUACUAGUCAGAAGUAUCAUUAUUUAAGCUUGUGUAAACGUGUUGCAUCGGAAAAUUUUUCGGAUGAUGAAAUAAGCGUUUUAAUACAAAAUGGAGCUCUAACUAUCAAAUCCGAGAAUAGUUGGUACAUUUCCACUCCAUAUCUUGGUGCAUUUAUCCGUGCCUACAAAGCUGGUCAACGGGGUUUGUUAGCAGUAAUUAAGAAGACGCGAUUCAAAGAAUUAUUGCUAUCUGAGGUUUUUCAUCGAAACCUGGGUAAAGGUGCUUAUCUAGGUCAUAUGUAUCACUUACUCGCUCAUUUAGGAGCUGGAACUUUGAAUUCUGUUCAAACUAGCUCUGGUUUGCUUAUCAGAUUGUAGCGCUCCAAGACAAAAUGAUUAAAUUUGUACGACUGGUUCUACUUUGACUUUUUAAGGAAUUAACUUCACUGUUUCGGUUUCCAUUUUUGCUAUAAUAUAAAAUCUUACUUCCUAUAUUUGUAUUGGUAAAAAAGUAAAUCCAUCUUAUAAUUUCGACAUCAUUAGUUUUCACCCGUUAAGAUGUAAUUGAUCAUUGCAGUAUUGUAAUUAGUUUUUGCUUAGGAUGCACA
This is a messenger RNA of Schistosoma rodhaini, 1593 nucleotides long. NCBI's taxonomy places the organism in Eukaryota, Metazoa, Platyhelminthes, Trematoda, Strigeidida, Schistosomatidae. The record is from the annotation of a GenBank genome assembly.